UUUUAUAUAUUGGGCAGUGUGUCAGGAACUGUUUUUUUUGGCAGCAUAUGUCAACACUUUGCGCCUCACAACAUGUGGAUCGCUGUCAUCGUAAUUUCGUUGGCUUUAGUAGCCAUUCUCUAUAAAUAUGUUUUGGGAACUCCAGGAAGGAACCCUUUUGCUAUCGACACGCGCGAGCCGCUGAAACCCAUGGUGUUUGACAGAAAGCUGAAGAACAAAGUCCUGAAACAAGGCUUUCUGGCCAGUAAGAUCCCUCAGGACUUGGAUGCAAUAGUGGUUGGCAGUGGGAUUGGUGGAUUGGCAAUUGCUGUCCUGUUGGCUAAAGUGGGUAAGAAGGUUCUGGUUCUAGAGCAACAUGACCGGGCUGGAGGAUGCUGUCACACCUUCUCAGAACAAGGCUUUGAGUUUGAUGUUGGUAUCCACUAUAUUGGGGAACUACUGGAUCACAAGCCAUUUCGCUGUGUGGUUGACCAGUUGACCAAUGGACAGCUGCAAUGGGACCCGCUGGAGAACCCCUUUGACAAAGUGGUCCUGGGUCCACCAGAAAACCGCCGCAUAUACCCCAUCUACAGUGGACGAAAACGCUACAUUGAUGAACUGAAGAAGUGCUUCCCAGGGGAGGAAAAGGCCAUUGAUGAAUAUGUGAGACUUUCUAAGAAAGUUGCAAAUGGCAUAUGGUUCAUGGUCCUGCUGAAGCUCCUCCCGACUCCUCUCGCAAAAUUCCUGGUGCACAUAGGCCUGGCCAGUCGCCUUUCUCCAUUCUUCCGCUAUGCGUCCCGCAGCCUGACAGAUGUGGUGAGUGAGCUCACACAGAAUAAGGAUCUGAGAGCUGUGAUGUCCUACAUCUUUGGGACCUAUGGUAAAAUGCCCAAAGAUGCAAGCUUUUCCAUGCACAGCUUGCUUUUGUGCCACUAUUUGAAUGGUGCCUGGUACCCAAAAGGUGGUGCUAGUGAGAUCGCCUACCACAUGAUCCCCAUCAUUGAGAAGGCAGGGGGUGCAGUACUUGUUAGAGCACCUGUCAACCGCAUACUCCUCAAUGACGCGAAAGAGGCUAUUGGUGUGAGUGUCCUGAAGGGGCAGGAGGAGGUGCAUGUUCACGCUCCCAUCGUGAUUUCAGAUGCUGGAAUCUUCAAUACCUACGAACGUCUCCUGCCCAAAGAUGUGCAGACUAUGCCUGCGAUCCAGAAACAGUUGAGUAUGGUGCAGCAUGGAGAUGCUGGUCUCAGUAUUUUCAUUGGUUUGGAUGGGACAAAAGAGGAGUUGGGCCUAAAAGCAGACAAUUAUUUUAUCUUCCCUGAGAACAAUUUGGAUGAACUAUUGGAGGGUUACAUGAAGGGGAACAGGGAAGAAUCUUCUAAAAAGGUCCCUUUGAUUUUUGUGGCCUCAUCUUCUGCCAAAGACUCAACCUGGCCUGAAAGAAGUCCAGGUAAAUCCACCGUGACUGUCGUUAGCUUUGCUAACUAUGCAUGGUUUGAAGAGUGGAAGGAUGAAAAAGUGAAGAACAGAAGCAUAGAUUAUAAGGAGCUGAAGGAGGCGUUCAUCAACAGCAUCUUAGAGGCAGUGACUGAGAUCUAUCCUAAGAUCAAGGACAGGAUUGUAUAUGUGGAUGCAGGCACCCCAAUCACCAAUCAGCAUUACAUUGCUGCUCCUAAAGGAGAGAUCUAUGGCGCUGAUCAUGGUAUUGCUCGCUUCAAUGUUGAACUAAACGCCACCAUCAGACCACAGACGCCCAUUAAAAACCUCUUCCUCACUGGUCAGGAUGUAAUGUUGUGUGGCUUUGCUGGAGCUCUGGCAGGAGCGCUGACAUGUGGUUCUGUUAUCCUGAACCGGAACCUUCACCUGGAUGCCAUUGGUCUCGCCAAGAGAGUCAAGAAUGGCAACAACAAGAAGAAAGACUAAGUAUCAGUAACACAUAAUGUUCAUAAUCAUUCCCAGAAAUACCAGAUAUGGCUCUGGAGAAGAACAAAUGUAGGAUAUGUGUGAUUUAAUAACCACUGCACUGCCUAACAAUAAUGCUCUGUAUUUGAACUUAAUCAUUUUAAAACUCAUUUGUUGGUAAAGUGUUUACCAAGUGCCUUACUGGUUUAAAACUCAACUAUACAGUAAUUCAAAUCUAGUUUUUAAUACACUGAAAAGGGAAAUGAAUCACAUUCAGCUGAUUUAAUUGAAAUUAUUUUACUGUAAGCUGUGAAAUAAUGCAGAGUUUUCCCAUUAACCUUCUUUUUGAAAGGUUUAUUGUGUGAAAAGCGGAAGACAUGCUUGGCACUGUGUAUUGUGGGUGUUUUGUAACUAUGAACUGAAAUCUUAGUUGCACUUAGAUUUGAUUAAUUAUAAUGUGGAUAUAGGCCUGUAGGUCUGUAUAAAGGGUCUACAUGGAUCUUUCUCAAAUUAUAUAUUUGAGACGCUGUCUGAUGUUGUCAUCUGCACCGUUAUCUCUGUGUUUUUCUGACUUUAAGUUGCAGUGAUAUUUCAGACAGGUAUAAAUAUGCCUAUAAAUGUGCUUAUUAAUAUACA
Messenger RNA from Onychostoma macrolepis, 2514 nucleotides. Its product is annotated as all-trans-retinol 13,14-reductase. Gene Ontology annotation, molecular function: all-trans-retinol 13,14-reductase activity. The transcript has 11 exons. The record is from RefSeq and is a predicted model, not a curated record. The coding region runs from base 73 to 1899 and encodes 608 amino acids. NCBI's taxonomy places the organism in Eukaryota, Metazoa, Chordata, Actinopteri, Cypriniformes, Cyprinidae.